GGAAAGAGGAGAAAAAAGCAAACCAUUAGGGGAUGGAGAAGAAGCUCCGCCUCUCCAUCAACUGACAUUCUCAUAAGCUCCUUUUAAUCCUCCGUCUUUCGGAAGUUAAUUUUUCUUUUUUUUUGUGACGGCUUCAAAUUGAAUUGGGAGGUAAUAAUCAGAGGAUCAGAAACCAUGUCGGACGCAUUGAUAAAUGGAUUGGCGGGAGCUGGGGGUGGGAUCAUUGCUCAACUCCUCACUUACCCUCUCCAAACUGUAAAUACGCGGCAACAGACGGAGAGGGAUCUCAAGAGGGAGCAGAAGAAGAAGAAACUUGGAACUUUCCAACUCAUGUGCCAGGUUGUGAAACAAGAAGGAUGGGGGCGUUUAUAUGGUGGAUUGGCGCCGUCUGUGGUUGGAACUGCAGCGUCACAGGGUGUGUACUACUACUUCUACCAAGUUUUUAGGAAUCAAGUUGAAGCUGCAGCUCUUCGACAAAAGAAGAAUGGGUUUGGUGAUGGAUCUGUUGGCAUGUUUUCUUCACUCCUAGUUGCUGCCUUAGCCGGAUCAGUUAAUGUUCUUAUGACGAAUCCUAUUUGGGUGAUUGUUACACGCAUGCAGACCCAUAGAAAAAUGCCAAAAGGUCUACAGACGGUCCCUGAGCCACCUUCUGCUGAUGUAGAAGCUCUGGUUCCUGUUGAGCCUCGUCCCUAUGGAACCUUUAAUACGAUUCGAGAAAUUUACGAUGAAGCUGGAGUGACUGGCUUCUGGAAAGGUGUAAUUCCGACACUGAUCAUGGUUUGUAAUCCAGCAAUGCAAUUUAUGUUGUACGAGACAAUGUUAUCAAAGCUGAAGAAGAAACGAGCCUUGAAGGGUAGCAACAACGUUACGGCUUUGGAGACAUUUCUUCUUGGAGCUGUAGCUAAACUCGGAGCUACAGUCACAACUUACCCUCUCUUGGUUGUAAAGUCACGACUUCAAGCCAAACAGGUCACUACAGGAGACAAAAGACAACACUAUAAGGGAACGUUGGAUGCGAUUCUGAAGAUGAUAAGAUAUGAGGGGCUGCACGGGUUUUACAAAGGGAUGAGCACAAAGAUUGUUCAGAGCGUUUUCGCUGCUGCGGUGCUGUUCAUGAUCAAGGAAGAGCUUGUCAAGGGUGCUAAGCUUUUGCUCUCAAACGCCACUUCUAGCAGUGUCAAAUCCAAGCCUUCUUGAGGAUUUUGGAAAUAAGAAAGAGGCUGAAUUAAAUUUCCAAUAAUUUCUUCAUUAGUUACAGUUAUCACACACUGCUGGAAUGUCAUGUUCCUGAUUAUUGUAUUUCCUGCAAGAAUAUUGGUUUGGCCGGUUCUGUAUCUUAAUUUUUUAUUUGGCUUACCAAAUAAUUAAAAUUUAAUCCUCAGCAUUUAAGAUGCAGACUUUAAAAGUAGUCAAAUACAUGAUGA
Messenger RNA from Eruca vesicaria subsp. sativa (arugula), 1424 nucleotides. Lineage: Eukaryota; Viridiplantae; Streptophyta; Magnoliopsida; Brassicales; Brassicaceae. The record is from the annotation of a GenBank genome assembly.